Molecule: messenger RNA, 3239 nt
Organism: Amaranthus tricolor (Joseph's coat)
Lineage: Eukaryota; Viridiplantae; Streptophyta; Magnoliopsida; Caryophyllales; Amaranthaceae
Exons: 14
Coding region: 231-3017 (928 amino acids)
Biological process (GO): proteolysis
Molecular function (GO): metalloexopeptidase activity
Source: RefSeq, a predicted model, not a curated record
CAACAUGAACAUCUUAAGUCUUAACAACAUCUGCUACAUUUUUGGUCUUCUGGUAUUUUUCGGGAAUUCGUCGAUUAAAAUCAAAAAAGCUAUUAGGAGUAAAUUCUUAGGAGUAAUUAGGUAUUGGGUUUUUUUAGGAGUAAUUCUAAUACGAAAAUUUUUGUUAUUAACUUGGUUGAACAUAUUUCCAAUUUCCAGGUACAUAUUACAAUACAAUUCUGACAAUAAAUAUGCGGGAGAGAAAUAAAAGGCAGAAAAAUGAAAAUUCAUCAGAAGGAACAGUUCAUGCCCUUGGCAGUGAAGAUGCCCAUGAAACUGCUAGUUUACCGGAUGCCAAAGAAAAUACUUCAGGGACCCGUUUGCGGAGUGCAAAUAGGUCUUCUUAUGUUAUGCUGACAGUGUGUGCAUUAAUAGCCUAUUGCACAUUGAGUAUUUAUCAGUAUCAGCAUGAGGCGUUACCGGUACCUCUAUCUCCUGAACACGCUGGAAAACGAGGUUUUUCAGAAAUAGAGGCCAUGAAACAUGUCAAGGCAUUGGCUAAGCUGGGACCUCAUCCAGUUGGUUCAGAUGCUCUUGAACGUGCUUUACAGUAUGUGCAACUUACAGCAGAAAAAGUAAGAAAUAAUUCUCACUGGGAGGUUGAUGUUGAGGUGGAGGAAUUUCAUGUCAAAGCUGGUGCAAAUAAUAUGAAUGGUGGCUUAUUUUUUGGGAAAUCACUUGUUUACGCUGAUCUGAAUCAUAUCAUUUUGAGGAUCUCACCCAGAUACGAAUCUGAAGCCAAGAUGAACUCUAUUUUGAUUUCAUCACACAUUGAUACUGUUUUCUCAACGGGUGGAGCUGGUGAUUGCAGUUCAUGUGUUGCUGUCAUGUUGGAACUUGCUAGAGGAGUCUCACACUGGGCUCAUAACUUUAAAAGUUCUGUUAUUUUCUUAUUUAACACAGGUGAGGAGGAGGGUCUAAAUGGUGCUCAUAGCUUCAUUACUCAGCAUCCUUGGAGUGAAAUUGUUCGUGUUGCUAUUGAUUUGGAGGCAAUGGGCGUUGGAGGAAAGGCCAAUAUAUUUCAGGCUGGGCCUCAUCCUUGGGCUAUUGAAAAUUUUGCAUUAGCAGCCAAAUACCCAUCUGGUCAUAUCAUGGCACAGGAUUUAUUUUCUUCAGGAGUUAUUAAAUCUGCUACAGACUUUCAAGUUUAUCAGGAAGUUGCCGGUCUUUCUGGACUCGACUUUGCAUUUAUAGACAAUACAGCAGUGUAUCACACAAAGAAUGACAAAGUGGAGCUUUUAAAGCCUGGCUCACUUCAGCAUCUUGGAGAAAAUAUGUUGGCGUUUUUGCGUCACAUAGCAUCUUCAUCCGAUCUUGCAAAAGACGAUGUUUCUCGAGCACCGGAAAAUACUGAUGAGAACUCUGUCAUAUACUUUGAUAUUUUGGGGACUUACAUGAUCGUGUAUCGUCAGAAAUUUGCAAAUUUGAUGCACAACUCUGUAAUUUUGCAGUCGCUAUCAAUAUGGCUCUUGUCGUUGUUUAUGGGAGGUUAUCCAGCUUUAGUUUCAUUUUCCUUGUCCUGUUUGAGUGUUGUCCUCAUGUGGGUGCUUUCAUUAAGUUUUUCAAGUCUCGUGGCGUUCAUACUAUCAAGCACAUUAUCAGUAUCAGUUCCUUAUAUUACAAGUCCAUGGCUGGUUAUCGGUUUGUUUGGUUUCCCUUCACUUCUUGGUGCAUUUUCUGGUCAACAUCUUGGCUUUCUCCUGCUUGAGAGGUAUAUGUCUCAUGUUUAUGCACAGAGAAAUAAGACUUUAUUGCCUCCUGUUCAAGCCAAUUUGGCCAGAUUAGAGGCAGAAAGAUGGCUCUUUAAAUCUGGAACAGUACAGUGGCUACUUAUUCUGGGGGUGGCACAUUAUUACAAAGUCGGUUCAUCAUAUGUACCCUUAGUUUGGCUUGUUACACCGGCUUUCUCAUAUGGGUUAUUAGAAGCAACAUUGACUCCCUUUCGGUUACCCAAGCCAAUGAAGAUUGUAACCUUGCUUAUGGCUUUAUCAGUUCCACUCUUAGUUUCUUCUGGUGCUAUUAUUCGAAUUAUCGGUGUGCUCAUUGGGACUGCUGUACGGCUUGAUAGAAAUCCUGGGGGUGUUCCUCAGUGGGUGCCAAAUGUAAUUGUGUCAUUAGUUGUUGCGGCUGUUGUGUGCUUGACAUUGGUUUAUCUACUCUCCUACACCCACCUUUCAGGUGCUAAAAGGUCCUUCAUUCUGGUGAGCUGUGCUUUGUUUGGCCUCUCUCUCGCUGGAAUAUGGUCUGGUUUUAUUCCAAGUUAUACUGCUGACACUGCUAGAGCUGUGAAUGUUGUUCAUGUUGUGGAUACAAUGGGAGGAUAUGACAAUGCAAAAGACGUUAAUUCAUUUGUGUCGCUCUUUUCCUCAACUCCAGGAGACUUAAACAAGGAGAUUGAACAAAUCAAUGAGGGCUUAGAAUGCGGUACAGAGAAGGUUAUCGACUUUGUUACCUUCUCUGUGAAAUAUGGUUGUUUGACCUAUGAUGGUACCGAAAGUGGAUGGAGCGACGUUGAUAUUCCUAAAAUUGAAGUUAAGAGCGACACAAAAACAGAUGUAAGAGUGACUAAACUGUCAAUUGACACUAGAGUUUCCAAAAGAUGGUCAAUGGCUAUCAAUACCAAUGAAGUAGCAGAUUUUGAAUUCAGAGUCUUAGAUGAUCCCGAAGAGCUUAUUACCAUGGGCAACAAGAGUAGUGUGGGUGGCUGGCAUGUCAUUCAGUUUUCUGGUGGAAAGAAUGCUCCUACAAAAUUCGACCUGACGCUGCAACGAUUCGAUAAUUCCACGCAUUCUGGACACCCGGACGAUGACAUUCAGAAAUAUCUUAUAAAACUUAGAACUGAUGUCAACAGGCUGACACCAAAAGCAGAGAAGGUUUUGGAAAAGCUUCCUUUUUGGUGUUCUCUUUUUGGGAAGUCGACUUCUCCUUAUAUGCUGGCAUUCUUAACGGGUCUUCCUAUUGAUCAUGAUUCGCGAUAAUCCUGAACCGAAAAUGUGUAAUUUUGUGUUAUUUUUUGAGAAGCCACUUCCUCCAUCUCGUAGCUACUAAUUAUGUAGGCCGGACAAUCGCUAAUCCCUUAAUGAUAGAGACUAAUUUAUCGUUUAUACAAUCCCUUUUCAAAUUACGUUUAGAAAAUUUUCAAUUUAAAGAGGCCUUGUACGAUUCGAAUGUUCUAAAGGUGCAAGUGAAUCGUUAGACGA